Molecule: messenger RNA, 641 nt
Organism: Etheostoma cragini (Arkansas darter)
Lineage: Eukaryota; Metazoa; Chordata; Actinopteri; Perciformes; Percidae
Product: ATP-binding cassette sub-family D member 1-like
Exons: 5
Coding region: 75-641 (188 amino acids)
Biological process (GO): peroxisome organization; fatty acid beta-oxidation; long-chain fatty acid import into peroxisome
Cellular component (GO): peroxisomal membrane
Molecular function (GO): ATP binding; ABC-type transporter activity; long-chain fatty acid transmembrane transporter activity
Source: RefSeq, a predicted model, not a curated record
GAUUGGUAACCCGUGCCGUUGGUGUGUCAGGUGUGAUAGUGAAGAGCAUCGUCCAGAAGGAUCCUCGGGCCUUCAUGCUGCAGCUCUCCAAAUGGCUCCUCGUUGCGGUCCCCGCAACCUUCAUCAACAGCACCAUCCGCUUCCUGGAGGGCCAGCUCGCCCUCAGCUUCAGGAGCCGACUGGUCGACCACGCCUACCAGCUGUACUUCACCAACCAGACGUACUACCGUGUCAGUAACAUGGACGGCCGUCUGUCCAAUCCGGAUCAGUCCCUCACCGAGGACAUCGUCAUGUUCUCGGCCUCGGUCGCCCAUCUGUACUCCAACCUGACCAAGCCCAUCCUGGACGUGGUGGUGACCUGCUACACCCUGCUGCGCACCGCCGAGUCCAAAGGAGCCAACACCACGUGGCCGUCCGUCAUCGCCGGCCUGGUGGUGGCGCUCACCGCCAAAGUCCUGCGCUCCUGCUCGCCUCGAUUCGGGAAGCUGGUAGCGGAGGAGGCGAAGAGGAAAGGAGACCUGAGGUACAUGCACUCCCGCAUCAUCGCCAACUCCGAGGAGAUCGCCUUCUACGGUGGACACAAGGUGGAGAUGGCCCUGUCUCUGGCUUUAAUGUUGAGUUUGGAGGAGUCCGGUAGGUAA